This is a messenger RNA of Formica exsecta, 2185 nucleotides long. Its product is annotated as modular serine protease-like. The transcript is spliced from 8 exons. Gene Ontology annotation, molecular function: protein binding; serine-type endopeptidase activity. Bases 109 to 2103 code for a protein of 664 amino acids. The record is from RefSeq and is a predicted model, not a curated record. Gene Ontology annotation, biological process: proteolysis. NCBI's taxonomy places the organism in Eukaryota, Metazoa, Arthropoda, Insecta, Hymenoptera, Formicidae.
UAACUGGUAGAUCUAUCUAGCAGAUGAUCGCAGUUAGUGAUUGAGCGUCGAGUUAUAAGAAGGCGCGGAUCGAGAAAUCGUCAGUCUUUCGUCACGCAGUGCUUUAUCAUGCGGAUUAAGCAGCUUUCUGCGCUACUAACGAUUGUUUAUGCGUAUAUUAGUUCCGGGUAUGCACAAACUAAUGACUGCGGGCUUGAGAGAUUCCAAUGUCACAAUGGAGAAUGUAUAGCGAGCGAUUUAUUAUGCGAUGGCAAAGCGAAUUGUAAGGAUUCGUCGGACGAGACACAGGCCGAAUGUUUGAAACCGGAGAUUCUGUGUCCUCAUUAUGCUUUUCGGUGUAAAUACGGCGCAUGUGUAAACGGAGACGCCGUCUGUAACGGCGUCCAGGACUGUGUCGACAAUAGCGACGAAACGCAACCCCAGUGUACGAGAACGAGUGAAAACCAUAAUCAAACAACAAGAUCUGUGCGAUGCAAAGUAGAUCAAUUUUUGUGCGACAACGGGCAAUGCAUUAGUCAGUUUGAUGUGUGUGAUGGGAAUAGAAACUGCGUGGACGGUUCCGACGAGGUAUCUGCAAGAUGCGGGUCAUUGAUUUGUUCGUCGACAGUUUUCCGUUGCGCUUAUGGAGCUUGCAUCGACGGUGAUCUACGAUGUAACGAAGUAAUCGAUUGUGCCGAUGGAUCGGACGAGGAUCCAAGAUUGUGUGGCGGAACCGGAUGGGUACCGACGGUGCAACCAGGAACAACAACAGAACGAUCACCAGUACAGUCUUCAAGUUCUACUGUAUCACCUGGCAUAAAAACUUGCAAAACUCCAUCACAACCGCAAAACGGUCACUGGAAGUUGCCUCGAUCGCAAUGCUCAAACACUGGACAGGAUUGUGAUUCGCAAGGAGUGGACUUGAGACCAGGAUCUUAUCUAAUUUACUCUUGUGAUGAAGGAUAUAAGAUAAGAGGUUCUACCGAUGUAAUCUGCAAUGUUGAAGGAAAAUGGGUUAAUAUACCAGUUUGUACAGAAAUUAGAUGCAAAGCUUUAAGUUCAGCAUCAAUUACGGCUGAGUGUACAUACAAUGGUAACUGGGUAUCUUGUGAUUCUCCAGUUUUACCUAGAACAAGGGCGGAAUUGUCCUGCCAAAACGGUUAUCAACCUGAAACCAAUCAAGUAUUUUCAACACAAAGGGAUUCUGUAAUAUGUAAUGCGAAUGGUCAAUGGGAGCCAGAACCUAUACGAUGUACUCCAGUAUGCGGUAUACCGCCUUCCAAUGUUACACCGCUCAUUGUAGGCGGUUAUCAAGCUAAUAUCACGGAAUUUCCAUGGCAUGCCUCAAUGUAUCGCGAUGUCUCACAUGACAAGCCAAAGGAAUUCCGUUGUGGAGCAUCUAUCAUUCAAGAGAAUCUUUUGAUAACAGCAGCUCAUUGCAUAUACGAUCAAAAAACUAGCCAAGUGAUGGAUCCGAAGAAGUUUUACAUAGCAACAGGAAAUAUCUUCCGCGAUUAUGAUUAUCCCUCUCCAAAUGUUAAAAACAAUCAGGUGAAACAUAUUUAUACUAUAUGUGGUUAUCUAGGAUUGACAGGAAAUUAUAUUGGGGAUAUCGCGAUAUUAGAACUCGUCGAACCGUUUGUAUUGUCAGCUACGUUAGUUCCUGUAUGCAUAGAUCUUUUCAGCGAUAGAAGAGUGUUGGAAGCAGGCGCAGUGGGAAAAGUGGCGGGAUUUGGUAGAACCGCAGAUGGUAAUUCCAGUGCAAUCUUACAGACUUUGACAGUACCAUAUAUUCCAUUCAGUCAAUGCAAUUCUGCAAGCCAAAAUGUCAAUACACAACAAUAUCUUACUCCUGAUAAGUUUUGUGCAGGCUAUACAAAUGGUUCUUCUGUUUGUGAUGGUGACAGUGGCGGUGGAUUAGUCUUUCAGACCAAUGGUCUAUGGCAUCUCAGAGGUAUUGUUAGCGUUUCUCUUGGUACGAUACAACAAGGUGGAAGUUACCAUUGCAACAAUAAUUUGUAUACUUUAUAUACACAAAUAUCCAGCCACAUUGAUUGGAUACAAAAUGUAAUACAAAUUGUCAAAUUUCAAGGUAAUCAGACAGGAAAUAUAUGUAAAAAAUAAAUAGAAAUACACAUAAAUCCGGUUGCUACAUAUAUCUUUAAUUUUAACUUUUCAAAUAUACUAAGUUACAAAACAGUUUUGA